UGUAUUACUGCACACUAUUCUAGCCAAGCUCCGAGCAGUCACCAUGCCUCCUUCUGGUAUCACUGUGCGUCUUCAGAAGGAGGAAAACUCCUCUGCUAGGCAUAAUGUCAGUCCAUAUCUGGGGCAGGACUAUCAUAGACUUGUCCAGGAAUGUCUGAAGCAAAGGCAACUGUUUGAGGAUCCCCACUUCCCUGCCAAGUCCAAAUCAUUGGGGUACAAUGAGCUGGGACCCUUUUCUGAAAAUACUAAAGGAAUUCAGUGGAGGCGACCACAGGAGAUCUGCCAGUCCCCCCAGUUCAUCUGUGAGGACAUGAAAUGGACAGAUGUGUGCCAGGGAGAGCUUGGUAACUGCUGGUUUCUUGCUGCUGCAGCUUCCUUGACCCAGUAUCCAUUACUAAAGGAGCGAGUUGUUCCCCCCCAGCAGAGUUUUAAGUCUGGAUAUGCUGGAAUCUUCCAUUUCCAAUUCUGGCAGUAUGGAGAAUGGGUGGACGUGGUGGUUGAUGACAGAUUGCCAGUGAAGGAAGGAGAGUUGGUCUUUGUCAGCUCUGCACAGAAAAGUGAAUUUUGGGCUGCUCUUCUUGAAAAAGCGUAUGCAAAGUUAAAUGGAUCCUAUGAAGCACUGAAUGGGGGAUUUAUGAAUGAGGCAUUUGUGGAUUUUACUGGUGGCUUAGGUGAGACUGUGAAACUCAAAGAGACUCCACCAAAUCUUUUCCAUCUGCUCCAGAAGGCAGUGAAGAAGAAAUCACUUAUGGGAGCUUUCAUCCAGCCUCAGAGUCAGUCACAGAUUGAAAAUCAGACUCCAGAGGGACUGCUAACAGGACACGCUUACUCUAUCAUAGCAACUUGGGAGAUGAAAAAUAAUGGUAAGAAAAUUCCCCUUCUGCGCCUGAGAAACCCAUGGGGUAGAGUGGAGUGGAAUGGUCACUGGAGUGAUGACUCCACCUUGUGGUCACAGGUAGACCCUGAAAUCCGAAAAAAAUUGCAGGUCAGAGGAGAAGAUGGAGAAUUCUGGAUGCAGAUGGAGGACUUUCUGCGCUUUUUCGAUAUCCUGGAGGUAUGUAACCUUACGCCAGAGUCAGUGACAGACAAACAUGCUCAGUUGUGGAAAACAAACACCUUCUGUGGGAGAUGGCUAGGACACAGUGCUGGAGGGUGCCGAACAUAUAAAGAUACUUUCUGGACCAACCCACAGUUCUUGGUGACUCUGACAGAACAGGAUGAAGAAAAACAUGGCAUGUGUACACUGUUGGUCUCACUCAUGCAGAAGAACAGACGCCAGUGCAGAUCUAUAGGACAGGACUUCCUGUCUGUAGGAUUUGAGAUCUACCAGGUUCCAAAAGAGUUUGACAAUAAGAUGUGUGCAUCAGAGAGGAAAAACUUAUUCUCCUCACUUGUGUCUGUUGCUUCGUGUUCAUUCAUGGAUGAGCGAGAUGUUACUGGGCGGUACCAGCUGCCGCCUGGAAGAUACCUGCUAAUUCCUAGCACAUUCCAACCCCACCAGGAAUCCGACUUUAUCAUGCGGAUCUUUACAGAGAAGCAGCACACAUUCAUAGAAAUUGAUUGUGAGAUUAGAGCAAAUGGGAAUGUGUUUAAGGAAAAUGCACUCAAAGACACCAUGGAGGAAUUUUCAGCUCAAUUUGCACGUCUGUCUGGGGAGGACCAGGAAAUCAGCCCUGAAGAAUUACAGAGGAUUUUGAUACAAAUAACAUCCAAAAACACCCAUCUUAAGACAAAUGGAUUUUCCCUGGAUAUCUGCAGAAAGUUGGUGAAAAUGGUAGAUCUAAACUGCAAUGGGAAGCUGCAGCUAGAGGAGUUUAGGAAAUUGUGGAGCAAAAUCAAGGAGUGGGAGAAAAUAUUCACAAAUUAUGAUAAAGACAGGUCAGGAACUAUGGAUGUUCAGGAGUUGUGUCUAGCACUGGAAGCAGCUGGCUUUACCCUUAACAACCAGCUGGUAGAAUCUCUGUGCCAGAAAUAUGGUAACAAUGUUAGACAGGUGUACUUCGAUAGUUUUCUUUCCUGCUUGGCAUAUCUCGUCUGUGUUUUUGAGCAAUGUCGGAUUAUGGAUAAAAACAAAGAUGGUGUCAUCUGUAUCAGCAAGGAGGAGUGGUUACAGCUCUUACGUUUUGAAUGAAACAAACUAUGCCUAUAAAAUGAUAAAACACUGGAAAAUCGUAUGCAAAUAUGUGCAGCACUGAAGCCUUCCUGAAGAGACAAUGCAGCAUCAUUAGGUUAAUCGUCGUGGACUUUUUUUUUAAAAAAAAACUAAUUUGUUUUGUAAUUGUGUAAUUGUCCUUUCAAUAUCACUUUAUAUUCCCCCAGCAUUCACAGGGAAUCUUUGUGCUGCUGACUAACAAUAAAUCAUUUACUCUGUUUAA
Molecule: messenger RNA, 2375 nt
Organism: Xenopus tropicalis (tropical clawed frog)
Lineage: Eukaryota; Metazoa; Chordata; Amphibia; Anura; Pipidae
Product: calpain-2 catalytic subunit
Exons: 21
Coding region: 44-2131 (695 amino acids)
Biological process (GO): proteolysis
Molecular function (GO): calcium ion binding; peptidase activity; calcium-dependent cysteine-type endopeptidase activity
Source: RefSeq, a predicted model, not a curated record